AUUUAGAAGGUAGGUGAACAUCUUAAGAACGCAUGUUCAACAACCAGAGGCCAAAACCUUUGAACAACAGGAAGAGCAGAGAAGCUUGUGAUUUUCUUUGUCUUCUUAAAGCAAUUACUAAACUGUUUGUUGCAAAUGAGGGGAAGAAGCUACAGUUACAGUCCCUCACCACCAAGGGAUUAUGUCAGGAGGCGUCGUAGCCCCAGCCCUAGAGGCCGCUACGGAGGUCGUGGUGGAGAUCCUCCCACCAGUCUUCUAGUUCGCAACCUUCGCCAUGACUGCAGACCAGAAGAUCUGCGUGGGCCUUUUGGGCAAUUUGGUCGCCUCAAGGACAUCUACCUGCCUCGAGAUUAUUAUACUGGGGAGCCCCGUGGUUUUGGAUUUGUCCAGUAUCUAGACCCUGCUGAUGCUGCUGAUGCAAAAUAUCACAUGGAUGGUUAUGUUCUUCUUGGCCGAGAACUGACUGUUGUAUUUGCUGAGGAAAACAGGAAGAAGCCUUCAGAAAUGAGAGCAAGAGAACGUGGAAGUGGUCAGGCAUAUAGGCAGUCCCCGCUACAAUAUUCUCGAUCACCACGAUAUUCUCAAAGUUAUGCCCACAGUCCAGACUAUUACUCUCCUUUGCGUAGGCAAAGACGCUACUCGAGGUCUAUUUCACCUAGAGAUAGGAGAUAUAGAGGGCGAUCUUACUCGAGGUCACCCUAUGGCUCAAGGAGUCCAAACCAGAGCUUUAGUAGGAGCAGGAGCCGAAGUCUGGACUAUCCUAGGUGACUGAUUUGAAGGUUUCUGGGUUAGUAUGUGUCAGGAGAUAUAUCUCUAUGCUAGUUGUCUGGAUAAUAGUUUAGCUUUGCUUUAGCAGUGUAUGACUGACUACAAAGCUGAUUACUAUUUUUAGUUUCUAGUGCUUAUUAUGGCUAGUAAUAAUGUUAAACAGAGACGUGCUGUUUUGAUUCUUCUAUGUUGACAAUGAUUACCUUCCUUGAAUGAUCUUUCUGAACAUUUUUCAAUCAUCAGUUUUGUUUCUUGCACGGGUAAUUAGAUGCAUGUUUCUGUUGGAAUUCCUACCUGGAUUUGAUCUAUAUGUGAUAUGCAGCGGAUAGUUUUGAUUGUUCUUUGUUAUAGAUAUUGUUGCCACAUCCAAGCACUUGUAAAAGAUUGUCACAAAAGGGUCAAAAAAACAAGGCGUUAGGAAGUUAGAAAUAGGGUAGGCCCUUUUACAUAACGUCUAUGGAUAGGCUUUCUUUCUCUCGUUGAUAUACCAAAGUCAAUGGCUGUGCUGACACGUUGAUGGGGUUAAUGGGUUAAAGAGUUGAUGUCAUAGCCUCAUGCUGUGCUGU
Molecule: messenger RNA, 1334 nt
Organism: Durio zibethinus
Lineage: Eukaryota; Viridiplantae; Streptophyta; Magnoliopsida; Malvales; Malvaceae
Product: serine/arginine-rich SC35-like splicing factor SCL33
Molecular function (GO): RNA binding
Source: RefSeq, a predicted model, not a curated record